This is a messenger RNA of Ceratotherium simum simum (southern white rhinoceros), 3872 nucleotides long. The record is from RefSeq and is a predicted model, not a curated record. Lineage: Eukaryota; Metazoa; Chordata; Mammalia; Perissodactyla; Rhinocerotidae.
CCUGACUUGCAGCAGCCUCUCUGGGGCCAGAGGUGCUCUGCUUGGCCCUGACAGGGUGCCCCCAGCUGGCAGCUCUCUGUGGGUCCCAGGCCCCCCAACCACGGACCCAGACCCCUCCCUGCCCAACCUCCUGGCCUGGGCCACAAAGCAGGGUGACCAACCUUCUGGGCUGCCCUGGUCUGAGGGGUUUCUGGAACAUGGGACAGUCUCAGGCAAACCAGGAUGGGAUGGUCACCCUGCCCCAGGCCACCUGGUUGUCUUUGCUGGCAGUAGGGUCCCCAGGCUGGGCCUGGGUCCCCAACCACUGCAGGACCCCCAGCAAGGCUGUGUGCAACUUCGUGUGUGACUGCAGGGACUGCUCCGACGAGAUGCAGUGUGGUUACCACAGGGCCUCACCCACCCAGGGCACCCCCUUCGUCUGCGACUUCGAGCAGGACUCCUGUGGCUGGCGGGACAUCAGCACCUCCGGCUACAGCUGGCUCCGAGACCGGGCAGGAGCUGCACUGGAGGGUCCAGGGCCGCGCGUGGACCACACUCUUGGCACCGACCUGGGCUGGUACGUGGCUGUUGGCACCCACCAGGGGAAGGAGGCAUCCACCGCAGCCCUGCGCUCCCCAACCCUGCACGAGGCAGCCCCCACCUGUGAGCUGAGGCUCUGGUACCACGUGGCCUCUGGAGAUGUGGCUGAGCUGCAGCUGGAGCUGACCCACAGCGCCGAGACACUGACCCUGUGGCAGAGCUCCGGGCCCUGGGGCCCAGGCUGGCAAGAGCUGGUGGUAGCCACCGGCCGCAUCCAGGGCGACUUCCGAGUAACCUUCUCUGCCACCCGAAAUGCCACCCACAGGGGCACUGUGGCCUUGGACGACGUGGCCUUCUGGGGCUGUGGACUGCCUACCCCCCAGUCGCGCUGCCCCCUGGGCCAUCACCAUUGCCAGAACAAGGCCUGCGUGGAGCCCCACCAGCUGUGUGACGGCGAGGACAACUGUGGGGACGGUUCAGAUGAGGACACUCCCACCUGCAGCCACCACAUGGCCACCAACUUUGAGACGGGCCUGGGCCUGUGGAACCAUUCGGAGGGCUGGGCCCGGAACCACAGCGCCAGCGGCCCCCAAUGCCCUGCCUGGCCACGCCGCGACCACAGCAGGAACAGUGCGCAGGGCUCCUUCCUGGUCUCCGUGGCUGAGCCCAGCACCCCCGCUAUCCUCUCCAGCCCCGAGUUCCAAGCCUCAGGCCCCCACAACUGCUCGCUCAUCUUCUAUCACUACCUGCACGGCUCCGAGGCCAGCAGCCUCCAGCUGCUCCUGCAGAGCCAGAGCCCUGGCGCCCCUCGGGCCCCCGUCCUGCUGCGCAGGCGCCACGGAGAGCUGGGGGCCGCCUGGGUCCGAGACCGGGUUGACAUCCAGAGCAAGCACCCCUUCCGGAUCCUUCUGGCUGGGCAGACAGGGCCAGGGGGCGUCGUGGGCCUGGAUGACCUCAUCCUGUCGGACCACUGCAAACCAGUCCCUGUGGUGUCUGGCCUGCCUCCGGGGCUCUGGGCCCCAGCACCCUGGCCCCAGCCGCCCAGCCUGCAGCCCCGGGAUUUUUGCGAACCAGGACAUCUCUCCUGUGGGGAACUGUGUGUCCCCCCGGAGCAGCUCUGUGACUUCCAGCAGCAGUGCAUAGGGGGCGAGGACGAGCAGGAAUGUGGCACCACGGACUUUGAAUCCCCCACGGCUGGGGGCUGGGAGGACGCCAGCGUGGGGCGGCUGCAGUGGGGGCAUCUCCUGGCCCAGGAGAGCCGAGGCCCUAGCACCGAUGCCAGCGGGGCUGCUGCUGGGCACUUCCUGUCCAUGCAGAGGGCCUGGGGGCAGCUGAGAGCAGAGGCCCGGGUCCUCACACCCGCCCUGGGCCCCUCAGGCCCCCACUGUGAACUCCACAUGGCUUACUACUUUCAGAGUCACCCGCAAGGCUUCCUGGCGCUGGUCGUGGUGGAGGACGGCCACCGCGAGUUGGUGUGGCAGGCCCCGAGCAGCAGCCGUGGAAGCUGGAAGGUGGACACGGUCCUUCUUGGGGCACGCCGCCGGCCCUUCCGGCUGGAGUUUGUCGGCCUGGUGGACUUGGACGGCCCUGGGCAGCAGGGCGCCGGGGUAGACAAUGUGAUCAUGAAGGACUGCAGCUCCACAGUGGCCAGCAAGACAGACACAGAGGUCUCCUGUAACUUUGAGCGGGACACGUGCGGCUGGCACACCGGCCACCUCACAGAUGCCCACUGGCGCCGGAUGGAGAGCCGUGGCCCUGGGUAUGAUCACACCACAGGCCAAGGCUACUUCAUGCUCCUGGACCCCACAGAUCCCCCAGCCCGGGGCCUUGGUGCCCACCUGCUCACCCAGCCCCAGGUGCCGGCGGCCCCUCAGCAGUGUCUCUCCUUCUGGUACCACCUCUACGGGCCCCAGGUCGGGACACUGCGCCUGGUGAUGAGACAGGAUGGGGAGGCAGACACACUCCUGUGGUCCCGGUCUGGCACCCACGGCAACCGCUGGCAUGAGGCCUGGGCCACCCUCCACCACCAGCUGGACUCCGGCACCAAAUACCAACUGCUGUUCGAGGGCCUCCGGGAUGGCUACCACGGCACCAUGGCGCUGGACGACGUGGCUGUGCGGCCUGGGCCCUGCUGGGCCCCCAAGCGCUGCUCCUUCGAGGACUCAGCCUGUGGUUUCUCCACUGGGAGCCAGGGCCUCUGGACGCGCCAGGCCAGUGCCACAGGCCACACCGCCUGGGGCCCCCGUGCUGACCACACCACAGAGACAACUCAGGGGCACUACAUGGUAGUGGACAUGAGCCCACAGGCCCUGCCCCGUGGCCACGUGGCCUCCCUGACCUCAGAGGAGCACAGGCCGCUGGCCCAGCCUGCCUGCCUGACCUUCUGGUACCACCUGAGCCUCCAAAACCCAGGCACCCUGCAGGUCCACGUGGAGGAGGCCGAGAGGAACCAGGUGCUCAGCAUCAGCGCCCACGGAGGGUUUGCCUGGCGCCUGGGCAGCGUGGACGUGCAGGCUGAGCAGACCUGGAGGGUGGUGUUUGAGGCAGUGGCCGCCGGCGUGGAGCGCUCCUACAUCGCUCUGGACGACCUGCUCCUCCAGGAUGGGCCCUGCCCUCGGCCAGCUUCCUGUGACUUUGAGGCUGGCCUGUGUGGCUGGAGCCAUCUGCCCUGGCCCGGCCUGGGCGGGUACAGCUGGGACUGGAGCAGUGGAGCCACACCCUCCCGCUACCCCCAGCCCCCCGUGGACCACACCCUGGGCACGGACGCAGGCCACUUUGCUUUCUUCGAAACCGGCGUGCUGGGCCCUGGGGGCCGGGCAGCCUGGCUGCGCAGUCAGCCUCUGCCCGCCACCAAGGCCUCCUGCCUCCGCUUCUGGUACCUCGUGGGCUUUCCUGAGCACUUCUACAAGGGCGAGCUGAGGGUGCUCCUGAGCAGUGCCCGGGGCCAGCUGGCCGUGUGGGGUGCUGGCGGGCGCCUGCGGCACCAGUGGCUGGAAAGCCACGUGGAGGUGGCCAGCACCGAGGAGUUCCAGAUCGUGUUUGAAGCCACUCUGGGUGGCCAGCCAGCCCUGGGGCCUAUUGCCCUGGAUGACAUUGAGUAUCUGGCUGGGCAGCACUGCCAGCUGCCUGCACCCAGCCAAGGGAACACGACAAUGGCCGUGUCUGUGCCAGCUGUGGUUGGCGGCGCCCUCCUUCUCCUCGUGCUCCUGGUGGUCCUGGGACGGCACUGGCUGUGGAAGAAGGGGGGCUACCCCUUUGAGGGUGAGACGGCGACCGUGACCCCUGGCUUUGACAACAUUCUCUUCAACGCGGAUGGCGUCAUCCUGCCGGCGUCAGUCACCAAUGACCAGUAG